Propithecus coquereli (Coquerel's sifaka) is the source of this 1426-nucleotide messenger RNA. RefSeq names its product MAP3K12 binding inhibitory protein 1 (gene MBIP). NCBI's taxonomy places the organism in Eukaryota, Metazoa, Chordata, Mammalia, Primates, Indriidae. The transcript is spliced from 9 exons. The record is from RefSeq and is a predicted model, not a curated record.
UCGCUGAGCGACGAAAGCAGGAGAGAGUGGGGGUGGGGUUGUGAGCGAACCUUGGUGGUGGCGGUGGUGGUGGAGCGGCCUGCGAAGAUAUCAUGGCUGCUGCCACGGAGCUUAGUCGCCCGAGCAGUGGUGACGAGAGCCUGGAGCGAAGCUGCAGCCCCACCCUCUCCCGAGAGGUACUCUGCGAAGUCUUUCGCUCCCUGCACGCCCUGCCCGGAAAGCUUAGCCUCAGAGAUGAUGUGGUGAAAAUUACAAUCGAUUGGAACAAGCUCCAGAGCCUCUCAGCAUUCCAGCCUGCAUUGCUCUUUAGUGCACUUGAGCAACACAUUUUAUAUUUACAGCCUUUUUUAGCAAAACUUCAGCCUCUGAUUAAAGAGGAGAAUACAACUGCUUGUGAAGACAUAGGAAAAACAGACAUGGGGAACAAAAAUGAAAUAAACACCAAAUUUUCCAUUGGCAACCUACAAGAGGAAGAAAAGCACAAAGACUGUGAUUUAGGAGAUGUGAAAAAGACACAGAUCCAUUUUGAUCCAGAAGUAGUUCAAAUAAAGGCUGGAAAAGCAGAAAUUGACAGACGAAUAUCUGCGUUUAUUGAAAGAAAGCAAGCUGAAAUCAAUGAAAACAACGUCAGAGAAUUUUGCAAUGUUAUUGAUUGUAAUCAAGGUAACUACCUAGAAGUUAAUUUUCAUAGGAUUUUAAGUGCAAUUUUUACAGUUGCUCUAUUUUUUCAUUUAUUUUUUAAAAUGAGUAACAUUAAAACACAAUUUAUUUCACAGUUUUAAUUAUCAAAGAUAAGUGGAUCUGGNNNNAAACCUAAUAGCAUGCUUCGAGAUUGUGGUAAUCAGGCUGUAGAAGAACGACUGCAAAAUAUUGAGGCUCACUUGCGAUUACAGACAGGUGGUCCUGUACCAAGAGACAUUUAUCAAAGAAUUAAAAAACUUGAGGAUAAAAUCCUUGAAUUGGAAGGUAUCUCUCCUGAAUAUUUCCAAUCUGUGGUGAGUAUAAGUAUCUCUUAAAAAGAAAUAAAAAUAGAAAAACCUCAGAACUAUUCACUGGCUGAACUUGAUGAGAAAAUUAGUGCCCUCAAACAAGCCCUCCUCAGAAAAUCAAGAGAAGCAGACUCCAUGGCAACUCACCACCUUCCAUGAAAAACUCUCAUCCUUGUCAUUUUACUUUUUUAUAUAAAUGUGUGUUAUAUUAAUUGCACUGUAAUUAAUUAAACAGAUAUCUAUUUAUCAAUAUAGACUUCUCUGUGAAGUCAAGGUUUAUUUUCACAUGACUCUGGCUUGCAGAAAGUGAUCUUCACAUACUCUAGUGAGUUUUGGAAUAAUGAAUGCGGUGAAAAUAGUAUUGUUGGAAUUUAUUCUCUUCUGUUUUAAAGGAGGUAUUUGGAAAUUGAAAUACAGAUUUCAUCUUUUUCCUUUUG